Molecule: messenger RNA, 3743 nt
Organism: Zootoca vivipara (common lizard)
Lineage: Eukaryota; Metazoa; Chordata; Lepidosauria; Squamata; Lacertidae
Source: RefSeq, a predicted model, not a curated record
AUGCCGCUGACACGCGCCUUUUCCUCCGGCGCUGCGCUUUUCCUCCUGACGCAUGACUUUGCCAAAGCAGCACCCUUCUUACUCUUGCCCUUUUUUCCAUCCGUUAAGGUUCUUGCCAUCAACAGCUUCUACCAUGCCCUGGGAGAUGAUGGCAGUCUAAGGAAGACCAUUCACAAGAGAAGCAGCCAGGAUCUGAAGCUGCUCGACAGUCUUCGUCCUUUGCGUCGCACCAAAAGGAGAUGGGUUAUUACCACCCUAGAACUUGAGGAGGAAGACAAAGGGCCGUUUCCAAAACGUGUCGGAGAGCUCUUUAAUGAUGUAUCACGCAAGCGUGAUAUAAACGUGAAAUAUUUAAUCAGUGGACCUGGUGUGGAUGAAUAUCCAGAGCCUGGACUAUUUUCUAUUGAGGAUGAUGGGAAUGGACAUGUAUCUGUGCACCGUCCCAUUGAUCGAGAGAGAAACCCUUCUUUCACGAUACGUUUUGAUGUUGCGGAUAGGACGACUAACGAAAUAGUGGAUAGAUCUUUACUCUUCAAUGUCAAAAUAAAGGAUAUAAAUGAUAAUGCACCUGAGUUUUCUAAAAAGGAAUUUAACAUCACAAUGAAAGAAAACCACAACAGAAAUGAACCAGUGUUCAAUGCCACGGCCUAUGACAAGGAUGAAGAAGGCACUCCAAAUUCUCUAGUGGAGCAUUCUCUGGUUUUGCAGACACCUCGUACAAAAGAACCUAUCUUCACCAUUGAUCCUUCAAGUGGCCUGAUUCGUGUCACGGGAUGCUCAGAUUAUCAGGUGACCCCGGCUUUCAGACUUCUUGUCAAAGCUACAGACCAUGGAAAUCCACAGCUGUCAUCAACAGCAACAAUUAAUAUUGCUGUGGAAGAUUCAAACAACAAUGCACCAUUGCUUGCUAAAGGAACUCAUUAUCUGAACCUCCCAGAAGGCAAAACAGAACAUGGCGUUCUCCGCCUCCAGGUGGAAGAUAAAGAUUCUCCCAACACACCUGCUUGGAGAGCCAAGUAUAAGAUACUGGGAGGAGAUGAUACAGAGAACUUCAGCAUUGAGACGGAUCCUGAUACCAAUGAAGGGGUUUUAAGCAUCACAAAGCCUUUGGUUUAUGACAAACAUAACAAGAGGAGACUCGUGAUUUCUGUGGAAAAUGAAGAGCCCCUCUUUUUCUGUGAAGGCGGUCAGGUGCGGAGUUCUCCAGGCAACCAAGAAGCAUAUGUGAACAUAAAUAUCAUUGAUCAGAACGAUGCUCCUCAGUUUCACCCUCCUGUUCUUGUUCUUUGGAAAGAGGAAGGGAUGAUCCCUGGGACAACGAUUGCACAUUACACAGCCAAGGAUCCAGAUACAACACCACACAUCAUAAGGUACAAAGUAGCUUCUGACCCAGGUGGCUGGGUGACGGUUGACGAACACUCGGGGACCGUGACAAGUGUGAAAACACUAGAUAGAGAAUCUCCCCACGUGAACACCAGCAUAUACACCAUUGUGAUUCACGCCAUUGAUGACGGUGUUCCACCACUAACUGGCACAGGCACUAUCCAGCUUCACCUGUCUGACCUCAAUGACAACGCUCCCAUGUUAGUCACACCUUUGCUGGUGGUCUGCAAUGGAAAAGAAAAAGGCCCAUUCCUUGUAAAAGCAGAAGACAAAGACUCUGAUCCCUAUGCAGAGCCCUUUACAUUCCAGCUAGUGGAGACCAAUGGGAAUGUGCAAGACUCUUGGAGACUGGGACAGAACUUUGAUGACUCAGUCGAGCUGUUCAUGUUGAAAAGCCUCCCUUCUGGGAAUUACGCAGUGCCCCUCCACAUUUUCGACAGGCAGGGGUUUUCUAUGGAACAGACCCUCCAUGUCGGUGUGUGUUCCUGCCGGGAUGGGAUCACAUGCGAGCAGGAGCUGAGACUGGCUUCCAUGUCGGUGGGUCUUGGAGCAGGAGCAGUCGCUGCAAUCGUGGCUGGGUUCCUGUUACUGAUUUUGGGCAUAGCUCUCCUACUUUGGUGUUCCUCAACACCAGAAUCGAAGAAAGGCCCUCCCUUCAUUCCGUACGAAGAAGGCAACCAGACUCUGAUCCACUACAAUGAGGAGAGCCAACAAGCGUUGUCUCAGGAUGCACCCGAUAUGGGAGAUCCUGCUACAUCAUCCGCAGUCUAUGCACAAAUUUCCAAAGAGAAACCACAAACAAUUAAGAGGCCAACUGGAGUGAGCACCUCACAUUCACGGACAUCCAGUCAAGUACCCAAUGAACAAAGUCUACUUGAUGACCAUAGAAUGACCCAAGCAAAGCUGACAGUGCCUGGUGGAAGUAUAGCUUCACCCAUAACCAUCCCAGAAUAUUUCCAAAUGAUCCCUGGCUGGCAUCAGCAGACAACCUUGCUCCCCCAAAACAGUAAGAUGCACUGGAAGAAACCACAUGACUGGAUGCUGGAAACAUUGGAUGAAAUCUUAAAUCGAAAACUUAACCACAUUGCCGAUCUAGAGGACAACGGGGUCUCUUGCCCUCCUCAUGUUUAUGCAGAAGAAGGAAUUUUGGAGAAAAGUGAAUCCUUUCUCUCCCUACCAGUUGUGGAUGAUCACAGCCUACCUCCUGAUUUCUUGGCAACUCUGGGGCCUAAGUUCACCACUCUUGACAAAAUCUGCAGCAAGUGAUUCCUUUAAAGCUGCCCUAUGAGCAGCUGGGAAUCCUCCCAGUUUCAUUUGAAAUUGAACUAUAGAUAUGCCGUUCAUAAAGGGAUUUUUUGCCAGCAUUCAUUCUGCUGAAUUUUUAUACUUGUAUAAAUGGAUUAUUUCUCUUAUUUUGCAAUAAAUACCAUGUUUUUAAAUUUUGACGUUGCAUUGUGGGAAAUGUUGUGCUUCACAUUGUCUUAUCCAGAAAAAUAACACGUGUGCAUGCACACUUCUUCACACUGAAGUGGAAGUCAUCAGACCCUUAUAUAUAGGGAGAGGGUGAGGAGGGGUAUUACUUGAAGUUGCUGAAUUGCACUUAUUACCAAACUUAAAACCAUGGAGAGACCUGGUCUGAAUAGAGGCAUUGGAUUCUUAUCUCAUUAUACUUGAUAUAGCUAUUUUUAGCCAUAUCACUCAUUGCUUUUUCCUGUAAGACCAAUUGCAGUCGUAAACAGUCUUCAACAGGUUUACUACACCUAUCAGCCAAUCACCCAGUCCCACCACCCUUCUGAGUAAUACCCCCCUCCACCCUCUCACUAUAUAUAAGGGUCUGGUGACUUCUGUUUCAGUGUAUCUGAAGAAGUGUGCAUGCACACGAAAGCUCAUACCAAUGACAAACUUAGUUAGUCUCUAAGGUGCUACUGGAAGGAAUUUUUUAUUUUGUUUUGACCCAAAGGCUUGGCUGUUAAGAAUAUGGAAAGACUGAGCAAAGAAUAUCUGUCAGUAGCUGCAGAGGUGUGGAAGGUUGAGGUCUUCUGCUAGUAGGGUUGCCAGACCCCCAGGGCUGACCUGAAGUCUCCAGAUUUGCUUGGCUGCACCAAGGGUGGUUGGGAGAAGGCUUGAAUCUUCAAGUGGACAGGUCUGCCUUUAUUUAUUUAUUUUAAAUUAAAGACACUGCACAGCUUGCAAGCUUCAGCCCAGCAGAUUGUUGCAUAGUCUCUCUGGGGACCCUUAAAUAUCUGUGGCCUUGAAUGGGUGGGAUGUUUUAAUCCUGUCUUUUAUUAGAGUUUUAUAUUUUUCUGUUUUGCCUGCUUCAAUGAAUGUACUCGUUUAUAUUUGGCAAGUUGCUUUGAGUU